AUGGUGCAGGAAUGCAACAGGGAAGAAAAGUCACAGAGAUCCCGCAGGAGGAGGGGCUCCAAACCCAUCUCAGAGUACUCAGAGGAGGAAAGACCCACGCAGUGCCAGGAAGGUGGACAGAGCUUCAGCCAGGGCUCUGAGCUGGUGGUGCAUGAGCAGCUUCAUGAUGGGGAGAAGCCCCACAAGAAGGGCUUCAAGAACAACUCCCACCUCGUCACCCACCAGCGCAUCCACACCGGAGAGAGGCCCUGUGAGUGUCCCCAGUGCAGGAAGAGCUUCACCCACAGCUCUCACUUGACCAGGCACCGACAGAGGCACUGGAGUCAAGACUGGGCCCUGACUGAAAACGGCGAAGUUCCCGUGUUUGGACAGGCUCAGGGGCUGCCCCGGGGAGUGCAGGGCUCGUCUCCCUCUCCCCUGCUGGGCCGGGCCAUGCCUCGGGCCCACCCCCGGCCCCGGGCGGGGCUGCCCCGUCCCUGCCCCCGGGCGUCCCGCCGCGGUCUCGCCUUCGCCCGGCUCUGGCAGUGCUGGCGAUGGCGCUGGUGGGCGGGCAUCAGUGCCUGGGGCUGGGGCAGCAUUGCUGGCCUUUGGCUGCGCCUGUGCCGACCCCAGCCCCGGCCCCGGCCCCGGCCCCGGCCCCGGCCCCGGCCCCGGCCCCGGCCCCGGCCCCGGCACCGGCACCGGCCCCGGCCCCGGCCCCGGCUCGUCCCUGGGCCCGCAGAGGACACAGGCGGUGCGGCCGCUCCCGCUGCCUCCACUGUGGCUUCCCCAGCCCAAGCUCCUCCGCUUGGCAGCGCGGCCGCUGGCCCUGAGCCGCUGCUGUCCCGUUGCCAGGAGCAAAUGCCUGGGGAUGCCCAGCCCGGGCCGCUCGAGGGGCGCUCGGGGGCCGUUCCUGGCCCCGGGCCGAGCGCUGACAGCCGCGUCUCGCCGGCAGGGAAGGCGCAGCAGGCCCUCCAGGAGCAGCACCGCCUGGGUUCGCUGCUGGGCCACGGCGGCUUCGGCAGCGUCUGGGCGGCCACACGGCUCUCAGACCGUGCCCCGGUGGCCAUCAAAAGGGUGCCACGGAACCGUGUCCGGCAUUGGGGUGAGCUGCCCAACGGCACCAGCGCACCACUGGAGAUCGUGCUGCUGCACAAGGUCUCCACUGGCUUCCCUGGUGUCGUCCAGCUGCUGGAGUGGCUGGAGCUCCCCAAAGACAUCAUUAUCAUCAUGGAGCGCCCGGAGCGUUCUCAGGACCUCCAGCACUUCAUUCGGGCACGGCGGUUCCUGUGCGAGGAGGUGGCGCGGGAGCUGUUCCGCCAGGUGCUGGAGGCCGUGCGGCACUGCACCAGCUGCGGGGUCCUGCACCGCGACCUCAAGCCAGAGAACAUCCUGCUUGACCUGGCCACCGGGCAGGCCAAAUUGAUCGAUUUUGGCUGUGGCACCUACCUACAAGACACAGCCUAUACUCACUUUGCAGGAACACCGUCAUACAGUCCCCCGGAAUGGAACCAGUUUGGCUGGUACUAUGGACAGCCAGCUACCGUCUGGUCCCUGGGCAUCCUGCUGCACCAGAUGGUGUGUGGGGAGCACCCUUUCAGGAGGGGCCACAAGAUCAGCUGGGACCAUCAGCUCUCGCUGCCACCACGGCUCUCUCAAGAGUGCCAAGAUGUAAUCCGGCGGUGUUUAUCCAUGCUGGAUGUGGACCGGCCUUCAGUAGAAGACCUGUUCAGUCAUCCCUGGAUGUAG
This is a messenger RNA of Prinia subflava (tawny-flanked prinia), 1728 nucleotides long. RefSeq names its product serine/threonine-protein kinase pim-2-like. Gene Ontology annotation, cellular component: cytoplasm. The transcript is spliced from 10 exons. The record is from RefSeq and is a predicted model, not a curated record. The coding region runs from base 1 to 1728 and encodes 575 amino acids. Gene Ontology annotation, biological process: protein autophosphorylation. NCBI's taxonomy places the organism in Eukaryota, Metazoa, Chordata, Aves, Passeriformes, Cisticolidae. Gene Ontology annotation, molecular function: ATP binding; protein serine/threonine kinase activity.